Molecule: messenger RNA, 4474 nt
Organism: Perca flavescens (yellow perch)
Lineage: Eukaryota; Metazoa; Chordata; Actinopteri; Perciformes; Percidae
Product: protein TANC1-like
Molecular function (GO): protein binding
Source: RefSeq, a predicted model, not a curated record
AUGCUUGAGUCCCGCGAUCGGGCGCAGCCGCGCUUCUUGGGCGCGACUGGCGCGGGGCCCGGGGCAUCGCGGGACGACGGGCAUCGGAGGCGAACAAGCGCCGGAGGCGGACGGGCGCCGGAGGCUGGGCGGCGGCGAUGGAGGCUGGCGGCGACUGGCCAUGCUCUUAUGGCUUUCAUGCUUUCCCGCCAAGAGGGGAAACUGAAUCGUCAACAGACCAUGGAGCUGGGGCACCACAUCCUCAAAGCACACAUCUUCAAGGGCCUCAGUAAGAGAACAGGUGUGUCAUCCAGUGUGCUGCAGGCUUUGUGGAUUAGCUGCAGUGCCGAUGGCCUUUCUGCAGCCUUGGCCUCCCUGAGGAAUCUCUACACACCCAACGUUAAGGUGAGCCGCCUGCUGAUGCUGGGUGGGGCAAACGUGAACUACCGUACAGAGGUCCUGAACAACGCGCCAGUGCUUUGCGCCCAGUGCCACCUCGGUCAUCAGGAAAUUGCCUCCCUGCUGCUCGAGUUCGGGGCCAGUGUAGAUGUGGUGUCUGAAAAUGGCAUGAACCCCCUCUGCUUCUCAGCCGCUGCAGGGCACUUGGGACUAGUCAUGCUGCUCUGUAAGAGGGGGGGCAAGGUUAAUCAUGUAGAUAAGAGUGGUCAGUGUGCACUGGUCCAUGCUGCUCUCCGAGGACACCCAGAGAUUAUCCAGUACCUGCUGGAGCUAGAAUGGAGUUCUGAGGGGCAGCAGCAGGACUGCGCUCUGAAGAACAAAGCUCUUCAGCAGGCUUUAAUAGCAGCCUCCAGCAUGGGACACACACAGGUUGUGAGAGGCUUGCUGGUGUUGAAUAAUGAGCAUGCUGUGCAAGUUGAUAGCCACGACACUCUGUGGGGAGAGACAGCCUUGACGGCAGCAGCAGGCAGGGGGAAGAUGGAGGUAUGCAGCUUCCUGCUGGAGCAGGGGGCAUUGGUGCAGCAGGUCAACCGGCGGGGGGUGUCUCCUCUAUUCUGCGCUGUCAGACAGGGACACUGGCAGAUUGCAGAGCUACUGUUGCAGCACGGUGCUGAUAUUAACAUCAGCGACAAGCAGGGCAGGACCCUACUCAUGGUGGCUGCCUGUGAGGGUCACCUGAGCACUGUAGAGUUUCUGCUUUCUAAAGGUGCAUCUUUGACUUCGAUGGACAAGGAGGGACUGACACCCCUGAGCUGGGCAUGUUUAAAAGGACAUAAGAAUGUAGUGCAGUUUUUGGUGGAGAAAGGUGCGGUCAUCGACCAUACGGACAAAAACGGACGAACUCCACUGGACCUCGCUGCCUUCUAUGGAGAUGCAGAGAUUGUCCAGUAUUUGGUGGAGAGAGGAGCAGUGAUAGAGCACGUGGACUACAGUGGGAUGAGGCCUCUGGACCGGGCCAUAGGCUGUCGGAACACGUCGGUGGUGGUGACUCUGCUGAAGAAAGGGGCCAAGCUGGGGAACGCCGCAUGGGCUAUGGCUACUUCCAAGCCGGAUAUCCUGAUCAUCCUCCUUCAGAAGCUGAUGGAGGAGGGAAACCUACUUUACAAGAAAGGGAAGAUGAAGGAGGCAGCCCAGAGGUACCAGUACGCCCUGAGGAAGUUUCCUAGAGAAGGCUUUGGCGAUGACCUGAAGGCAUUUAAAGACCUGAGGGUCUCUCUGUACCUUAAUCUCUCCCGCUGUCGCAGAAAAACCAACGAUUUUGGGAUGGCUGAGGAGUUUGCAACAAAAGCACUGGAGCUGAAACCCAAAUCCUAUGAGGCCUUCUAUGCCCGCGCAAGAGCUAAAAGAAGCAGCAGGCAGUUUUCGGCAGCCCUGGCUGACCUGCACGAAGCAGCCAAGCUGUGCCCCAAUAACCGGGAAAUCCGUCGUCUGCUUGCUCGAGUAGAGGACGAGUGUAAACAGAUGCAGCGCAGCCAGAUCAAAGGUGGCCUCGCUGGGGCUGCAGCUGCUUCCAGCCAGGCGUCAGGAGGCCACGAGUCUGACCAGGAGCAAGACGAAGGACAGGAGGACUCUUCAGAGCACUGUCGUGCCAGGAGGGUGGAAGGACAAAGAGACAUCCUGGAAGAGGAAGAAGACGAGGAGGCCUCGCUGCACAACAGGACAACAGAUGCCUGCUGGUCACAGCACAGUUAUUCCUACAACAGAGUCUUACCCUCUGAGCCCGUCAGCAACAGUUUGGGACAUCAGAGUCAGAGCCCCAGUUCCCCCCCAGGCCCCGGCAGGCUCCCCCUCCACCGUUACCCUCGAGAGCACCGGGAGGAGCUGGCCCAACAGGGUCUGGUCCUGCAGCCCACCAAGCAGGCCCAGAUAGUCAAGACCAACCAGCAUAUGAGCUCCAUGGGGGGAGGGUCCAAAUCUCAGUACGCUCCCUCCAGUCCCUUACCGAGCAGACACAUGUCCAGUAUGCUGAAGCCGGGCCCAGGUAUCGACAUCAGCCCUCUGCCGCCCCCAGCUGACGAGCCUGUAUACGGGAACCGCGUGUCGCUGGCAGCUGCCUCCACCUCCAUGGGUCACAGUUGUGAAAGUGAGAGCCUCCAUUCCUCCCAGGCUUCCUACUUAUCAUGCAGCAGCUCCAAGGGUCUGGGGCAAGACAGGUUGUCAGCCCACUCCGCAUCCUCCCUGGAUGGAUUGGCCGGCUCUGGUCCCGGACCCCAGGGAAACCACACUGAGCCAGGAAAGGAUGGGAUGUGUGGCGCAACAGGAUCACAGGGAGGAGGCAGCAGCAUGCGCGUGUCCAGUUCCACCAGUAGCCUGGCGUCCAGCAGCAGCCUAUCAGACAGCGGCAAGCUGGGACCUGAUGUCCGCACCAAGAUCUCUGACAAAUCAAAGCACAGCCAACAGGCCAGUUCUGCAUCAGAGUACAAACCCAGACCCUUCAUGGGCAUAACGGACAAGACCGCACGCUUUCUCCAGCAGCAGCAGCAGCAGCAGCAGCAGCAGCCCCACGGCUUGCAAAGUCACCCGAGCCUGCAGUCUGCCGGCCGCGGCUGGCUGAACCACUCGUCCGACGGUCUGGUGUGUCACAACACGUCAGUAAUGGGCCUGUUGCCUGUCGACUGUGAGCUGCCUUACGCCAAAACAGUGAGCACUUACCAGGAGCAGCACAAACCUCCACCACCUCAGGGUGCUAUGGCAAUGAGUAGCUUACAAAACGGCAUGCACGCCAAGGAAUUCACAGAGAAGUUCUGCCAAGCCACCAACUGUUACAAAGAGUCCAAGCCAGCUCUGGCGAUGCCGCACACGUUCAUGGACAGUAAGCCCAAGCAGCCUGGCCUAGCCCGAGAUAAUCCUGCCAUUCACGUAGCUUCAAUGAAACCAAAGCGAUCAUUUAUAGAGUCAAAUGUGUAGAGAGGUUUGUUUUAUCUCUCAUACAGUCCACAACGCACACAAGCAAAAAUCUAAAGAGUGAGGAGUUGUUCCAAUUUUUUUAAACCAAACCCAGUAGUCCCACUUUUAAGCCUGUAAGAAGUACACUUUGCAAGCAGUUUGUUUUCCUGUGUGACUACAGACUGCAGGCAGUGUACCGAAUGCUCCAAAUUGUUCUCCUCCCAACCUGUCGCUUGUGGCUGUCAGCUUCUGUUACAUGACAACAUGUCCGCCGUCAUUCAGCCAAGCUGGAGACAUUGCACUGAAGGAAGUAUUUGGACAUGUAGUGUUGAGUCCUCAUCAACACAAUGGUGACAGUGAGCACUUUAUACACACACUUAGGCCGCUCAAGUUAAACUUAAACAACAUAUUCAGCUACAGCAUAAUGUUAUUACAGAAUAGUUCUGAAUGAGUGAAAUGGGGUUUGAACUGUGUUCAUUACAUCCAUGGUGCUGAGACAGGAGAAAUAAAGAAGAGAAAGUGCUCAGUGAAGGUGUAAGAAAGUCUAAAAGGACGGGCAUUCCUGUGUUUUACGAAGGAUGUUAUAGAUCCUCUGGUGUAUAUUAUAUAAAUAGUUUUCCCUCUUUUCAGUGAAGAUCUAUGUUAAGUGUAUUGACAAGUUCAGACUUGUGUAUUUUGAGUUUUAUGCACAAUGUUUAAAUGGUGUUAAAAGUUCUAAAAAAGCAUUUGUUAAUGUGUUAUACAUUAUAUAAAUCACCAUUAACAUUGGAUUCCUUUCUGUAUCUGCUUGUUGUUGCUGUCUAGUUUAAUUUAUUUACAGCGCCAAUGGCUUGGUUAAUUGUAAAAGCAAUAUAUUUUAUAUAGUUAUUUUUGCACAGCUAUUAAGACAUUUAAUGAUUCUCAAUGUUGAGUUUGCGUAUGCUACAAUUGCAGUUUAUAUUACAGAGACAAAUCUAUAAAAACAAAUGGUUUUGGGGCACAGUGCUAUCAGCUCUAUUUUAAUAUGUACAUUAAAUGCAAUUGUUGCCAUGUUUCCAGUAUUGUGAGCUUUAUUAGCUGUGAUCAUACUGUAAUAUAACAUUACUGCCAUAUCCACCAUGGGAGAGAAAUAAAGACCCACUGAGGCAAAAAAAAAACAGGUCUGCUGACU